Saccostrea cuccullata (small rock oyster) is the source of this 893-nucleotide messenger RNA. Its product is annotated as toll-like receptor 4. Lineage: Eukaryota; Metazoa; Mollusca; Bivalvia; Ostreida; Ostreidae. Gene Ontology annotation, molecular function: transmembrane signaling receptor activity. The coding region runs from base 10 to 822 and encodes 270 amino acids. Gene Ontology annotation, cellular component: plasma membrane. Gene Ontology annotation, biological process: immune response; toll-like receptor signaling pathway; inflammatory response. The transcript has a single exon. The record is from RefSeq and is a predicted model, not a curated record.
ACUUUAAAUAUGAACUUUCUGAAAAAUUCUUUCAUAUGUACAUGUAGAACAAUCGACUUCAUGAAAUGGAUGGAAGAAAAAAAUAAAACCAAGAAAAUAAAUUUCUUGCAUUUUGACAAUUACAAUUGCACUGAAGAUACAGAACACGAGAGAAAAGUCUUAAAAUUUGAUAAAAUUAAAUCAUAUAUUUUAAAUUUACAAAGGGAAUGCCGUUCGUAUACCGCAAUUAUUUUUGUAAUUACGGGGACACUGGUUUGCUUCCUAUUCAUACUUUGUACGGGACUGGCCUACAGAUAUAGAUGGAAACUUCGCUAUUUUUAUUAUAUGACAAAAAGCCGCUACCAUCAGUAUAAAUCUUUGCGAAGUGAAAAUCUUCCCCUUAACCAGUAUGAUGCAUUUGUUUCCUAUGCUGAUGAGGACAGAUCUUUUGUCCUGAGAAUGAUAAAAGAAUUGGAAGAGGAGGAAGGCAUAAAAUUAUGUAUUCAUCAGCGCGAUUUUGUACCAGGAUUCGACAUCGCUGAGAACAUUAUAACCGCCGUUAAUAAAAGUAGAAAAACGAUUAUUCUCCUUUCCCCUAAUUUCAUCAAGUCCAGCUGGUGUAUGUACGAGUUACAUAUCGCCAAAAUGGAAGAAAUUUACAGCAGGAAAGAUGAAAAUGUGAUUUUCCUCAUCCUUUAUGAAACUUUGCCUUUGAAGGAUAUUCCUCUAACUUUAAUGGAUCUGAUUAACCAGAAGACAUAUAUAGAGUUUCCAAAUGGUGAUCAUGAUCAGGAGUUUAGUGAUGAUGUAUUUUGGAGUACUCUAAAGGGUUCUUUCCAAUGAUUUUGCGUAGAUGAAAUCUUCUUCAACAGCCUCGUCUUAAAUUUUUGAAAACAUAACCUUUAAAAUAAAUU